GGAGAUGUUCUGAUAAAAGUAGAUUAUAUUGAUAACAAACUUUAUUAGUUAUAUAGAAGAAUCUAGAAGUUCUGACGGGUUGUGCCAUAAGAUUUGAGAACAAUGGAUUGGACAGUGUUUCCCCUUACCAUCUUGGUUGCCAUAACUUCUACAUUAGCUCGGCCAAAUGAGUAUAGUGCACCGACACAGGUAGAGAAUGAGAAUGGAAAUUCUGUUGACGGAGGUAACAUCGAGUACAGGCCUAACUUUGAGGAGCCUCAGACUCUUGGAGUUAGUAACCUACUCGACGCUGAGCAAUGGAAGGAGAUGCUCGCUCAGGGCAAGGUGCGAGACAUGAUCAACUCCAUCCAGCGAGCACUUGGAUCAGACAGGCCAGUCAAAAUGAGGACUCAGUGGGGUGGACCAGGUACUAGCGACAUCGGCAACACAGUCCGCAACACUGUCAACUGGAACGCUUUCAGAGACGACAAGACUAACCUCAACAUUGUCAUGGACUCUCAGUUUGCCCGGAGCAACGGCAAAGUCGACAUGAUCAAUCCUAGUGUCGGAAUAAACUUUCAGAUGAAAUACUAAUAGAUUGUAAUAAUUUCCCCUUAAUGCAUAAUGGGUGGUUACACAACUUACUCACCCAAGAAAAGAGGCUCAGGCAGUUGAUAUCACACUAAACUAAAGGAAGUAGGAUAUCAAAUUUAAUGUGUUGUGAGCUUUUUGUAUGCUGUCAACUGAAUAGACAUAUUUUCUUUAAUUUAA
Molecule: messenger RNA, 750 nt
Organism: Macrosteles quadrilineatus (aster leafhopper)
Lineage: Eukaryota; Metazoa; Arthropoda; Insecta; Hemiptera; Cicadellidae
Exons: 4
Coding region: 103-573 (156 amino acids)
Source: RefSeq, a predicted model, not a curated record